GGGGCUAUAAAAGGGCCAGAGCCAAAGGUGAUCGUCACAUGAAGCUGACGUCAAACAGUCACCAUGAAGUCGUCAUCUACCGCUCUUAUUGCAAUAUGUCUCUGCCUCGGCGUGUCAUGCGCUCUGGCAGCCGGUUAUGGUUCCGGUUACAACAGCUAUGAUACCUAUGGAGGCGGAUACAACAUGGGUUACGGAAGCGGAUACGGAAGUGGAUACGGAAGCGGUUACGGUAGUGGAUACGGAAGCGGAUACGGACAAUCAAAGGGAUAUGGAAAGGGCUACGUCUCUACCGAGACCAUUAUUAGACAACCUUACAUCCAGCCUAUGGCCCUCCCACCACCACCACCACCCCAGGGCGGCAACGACGGACUUUUUGGACUCGGAGGAGGAUCUGGACUCCUUUUGCUCGGUCUGCCCCUCCUCCUUCUGUUGAGGAACUCCAACUCCGGUUAAACUUCUGACGCUGACACUCAUUACAUUAGAAGCAACUCUGUGAUACAUCGCGCAAUAUUGGCAGUUGACAGUUGGUCUGUGUGUUAUUUAUUUGUAUGCUUGUGCUGUUGAUUAAACUAUUGAAAUGUA
Mizuhopecten yessoensis (Yesso scallop) is the source of this 582-nucleotide messenger RNA. RefSeq names its product neuropeptide-like protein 29. NCBI's taxonomy places the organism in Eukaryota, Metazoa, Mollusca, Bivalvia, Pectinida, Pectinidae. The transcript is spliced from 4 exons. Bases 64 to 453 code for a protein of 129 amino acids. The record is from RefSeq and is a predicted model, not a curated record.